Molecule: messenger RNA, 783 nt
Organism: Dioscorea cayenensis subsp. rotundata (Guinea yam)
Lineage: Eukaryota; Viridiplantae; Streptophyta; Magnoliopsida; Dioscoreales; Dioscoreaceae
Exons: 1
Coding region: 1-783 (260 amino acids)
Source: RefSeq, a predicted model, not a curated record
AUGAAGUAUCACCUAGCUUGCAUUCGGGGAAAUAUUGCGGCUUGUAAAAAAGUUCCGGAUGAUGUUCGCAAGCAAAUGGCGGGGUUUCUUACUUCAUCAAACCAAAAGGAGAAAGAUUCAUUUGAUAAUGCAUAUGAAGAAGUUGAAGAAGAUGAUGUUCAAGAAUUUAGUCCUCUAAUGAAGUCACAACAAAAGACAACAACAAUAGAAAAAUCUUUGGGAAAACGGAAGGCCAAGGAUUCCAUUGAGAAAUUUAUGGUUCCAAGGACAACCCCGGAGUCUCAACCAGGAAUCAAGAGUGCAUUUGCGAACAAACAAGCAAUUCAGAAGGCGCAUUUGGCUUUUGCACAGUGGUUUUAUGAUUCAUGCAUUCCAUUUAAUGCAUUGAAGUCACCUUAUUUUCAGGUAGCGCUGGAUGCCAUUGCUGGGAUUGGAUCUGGAUAUAAAGGCCCAUCUUAUAAUAAUAUGAGGAUUCAUUUACUAAAGAAUUGUAAAAAGGAAUGCCAGUUGCUUGUUGAUAACUUUAGAAGCAAUUGGGCUAGUUCUGGAUGUACGAUUAUGGGCGAUGGUUGGAGUGAUCAAAGACAAAGAACUUUGAUCAAUUUUUUGAUGUAUUGUCCUAAUGGCAUAUCUUUCAUAAAAUCUGUUGAUGCAUCAGAUAUGGUUAAGGAUGCCACAAAUUUGAUGAAUUUGUUUUCAGAGAUUGUGGAAUGGGUUGGGCCUUCAAAUGUUGUACAUUUGGUGACAGAUAAUGCUAGUAAUUAUGUUGCCGCAGGUAUGUGA